Messenger RNA from Impatiens glandulifera, 771 nucleotides. RefSeq names its product signal recognition particle 14 kDa protein-like. Gene Ontology annotation, biological process: SRP-dependent cotranslational protein targeting to membrane. Gene Ontology annotation, cellular component: signal recognition particle, endoplasmic reticulum targeting. The transcript has 4 exons. The record is from RefSeq and is a predicted model, not a curated record. Gene Ontology annotation, molecular function: 7S RNA binding; endoplasmic reticulum signal sequence receptor activity. Bases 152 to 517 code for a protein of 121 amino acids. NCBI's taxonomy places the organism in Eukaryota, Viridiplantae, Streptophyta, Magnoliopsida, Ericales, Balsaminaceae.
GGGAGUAGAAAUAAAUCCUCUUUAUUACUUCUUCGACUGUUCGUCUUCUAUUGAAUUUGCAUAUAAAGGCUUCGAACAAGAACAGUUUCGUUUUCCGGCGAUUGGAUUUAGGGUUUUUGGUUUGCAAUUGUGAUCGGUUUCUUUAUUCGUCAUGGUUCUAUUACAGCUAGAUCCAUUUCUCAAUGAGCUUACCAGUAUGUUUGAGCGUAGUACAGAGACAGGAUCCGUUUGGGUUACUCUAAAGCGAUCAUCUAUGAAGUCAAAGGUGAAGAGGAAUAAGAUGUCCUCGGCUGGGGAAGACAUAGAGUAUAGAUGCCUUGUCCGAGCAACUGAUGGAAAAAAGACAAUCUCCACCUCGGUUGGAGCAAAGGAUCAUCAACGUUUCCAAGCGUCUUAUGCCACAAUUCUUAAGGCCCGGAUGACUACAUUGAAGAAGAGGGAUAGGAAAGAUAAGAGAAAGGCUGCCGAUAGGGAAAUCAAGCAAGAGAGCUCUAAGAAGCAGCAGUCUUCUACAUGAUUGUCACUUCUCCUUUGUUCAUUUUCUUUUUCUUCUUACUUUUUUUUUUCAAAUUGAUGAUGAGCAGAGAUUUUUUCUUGAUUUUCUUGGUUUAUUGUCUUUUUAUCAUUUAUAGAAUCAGAUGCUGCCCUGAGAUACAUUCUCAGCUUUUAUUUGUUUGAAAAGAAAACUUAGUUUUGAUAUACACAAUGUUUGAAGAGAAUGUUAUGGUUUUGAACAGCUUAUAUUUAUAGUGAAAUUUGUACUAUGUUCAA